UUGUUUCUUUCAGACAUGCUUCUCAUUACCACCAACCCUUAUGAUUUCCACUUUGUGAGUCAAGGUGAAAUCACUGUUCCCAGUAUUGAUGACCAGGAGGAACUGAUGGCUACAGAUAGUGCUAUUGACAUCCUGGGAUUCAGUGCUGAUGAAAAGAUGGCCAUCUACAAGCUGACAGGGGCUGUCAUGCACUAUGGGAACUUGAAGUUCAAGCAGAAACAACGAGAAGAGCAGGCAGAGCCUGAUGGCACAGAAGUUGCUGACAAGACUGCCUACCUGAUGGGCCUGAACUCAGCUGACUUGCUCAAGGCACUGUGCUACCCCAGAGUCAAGGUGGGGAAUGAAUAUGUGACCAAAGGUCAAACUGUGCAGCAGGUGAACAAUUCAGUGGGUGCUCUAGCAAAGGCUGUGUAUGAGAAGAUGUUCUUGUGGAUGGUUGUUCGUAUUAACCAACAGCUGGAUACCAAGCAGCCCAGACAGUACUUCAUUGGUGUGCUGGACAUUGCUGGCUUUGAGAUCUUUGAUUACAAUAGCUUUGAACAGUUGUGCAUCAACUUCACCAAUGAGAAACUGCAACAGUUCUUCAACCACCACAUGUUCGUGCUGGAGCAGGAGGAGUACAAGAAGGAAGGAAUUGAAUGGACAUUCAUUGAUUUUGGGAUGGACCUGGCUGCCUGCAUUGAGCUCAUUGAGAAGCCCAUGGGCAUCUUCUCCAUCCUGGAAGAGGAGUGCAUGUUCCCCAAGGCAACUGACGCCUCUUUCAAGAACAAGCUCUAUGACCAGCAUCUGGGCAAGUCCAACAACUUCCAGAAACCCAAGCCUGCCAAAGGCAAGGCUGAGGCCCACUUCUCCCUGGUGCACUAUGCUGGAACAGUGGAUUACAACAUCACUGGAUGGCUGGAGAAGAACAAGGACCCUCUGAAUGAAACUGUCAUUGGGUUGUAUCAGAAAUCAUCUGUGAAGACACUGGCCUUACUCUUUGCCAGCUAUGGUGGAGCAGAUGCAGAGGCUGGUGGUAGCAAAAAGGGUGGCAAGAAGAAGGGUUCUUCUUUCCAGACAGUCUCAGCUCUCUUCAGGGAGAACUUAAACAAGCUGAUGACCAACCUACGGAGCACUCACCCCCAUUUUGUCCGUUGCAUCAUCCCAAAUGAAACAAAAACACCUGGUGCAAUGGAACAUGAACUGGUACUUCACCAGCUGCGCUGUAACGGUGUGCUGGAAGGGAUCAGAAUUUGCAGGAAAGGUUUCCCCAGCAGAGUUCUCUAUGCUGACUUCAAACAGAGAUACAAGGUGCUUAAUGCCAGUGCUAUCCCAGAGGGACAGUUCAUUGAUAGUAAGAAGGCUUCUGAGAAGCUUCUUGGGUCAAUUGAUGUGGACCACUCCCAGUACAAAUUUGGUCACACCAAGGUGUUCUUCAAAGCUGGGCUGCUGGGACUCCUGGAGGAAAUGCGGGAUGAGAAGCUGGCCCAGCUCAUCACCCGCACACAAGCAAGGUGCAGAGGCUUCCUGAUGAGAGUGGAGUACCAGAGAAUGGUGGAGAGGAGGGAGUCCAUUUACUGCAUCCAGUACAACAUUCGUGCAUUCAUGAAUGUCAAGCACUGGCCCUGGAUGAAGCUGUUCUUCAAGAUCAAGCCCUUGCUGAAGAGUGCUGAAUCUGAGAAGGAAAUGGCCAAUAUGAAACAAGAGUUUGAGAAAACUAAGGAAGAGCUUACAAAGUCUGAGGCCAAGAGGAAGGAGCUGGAGGAGAAAAUGGUGGUCCUGCUGCAGGAGAAAAAUGACCUGCAGCUCCAAGUGCAGGCGGAAGCAGAUAGCUUGGCUGAUGCUGAAGAAAGAUGUGACCAGCUCAUCAAAACUAAAAUCCAGCUAGAAGCCAAAGUUAAAGAGGUGACUGAAAGGGCUGAGGAUGAGGAGGAAAUUAAUGCUGAGCUGACAGCCAAGAAGAGGAAACUGGAGGAUGAAUGUUCAGAGCUGAAGAAAGAUAUUGAUGACCUUGAGUUGACAUUAGCCAAGGUUGAGAAGGAAAAACAUGCAACUGAAAACAAGGUGAAAAACCUCACAGAGGAGAUGGCAGCCCUGGAUGAGACCAUUGUGAAGCUGGCAAAGGAGAAGAAAGCCCUCCAAGAGGCCCAUCAGCAGACGCUAGAUGACCUGCAAGCAGAGGAGGACAAAGUCAAUACUCUGACCAAAGCAAAGAGCAAGCUGGAGCAGCAAGUGGAUGAUCUGGAAGGGUCCCUGGAGCAAGAGAAGAAACUGCGCGUGGACCUCGAGAGAGCCAAGAGGAAACUGGAAGGAGACCUGAAGCUGUCCCAUGACAGCAUAAUGGACCUGGAAAAUGAUAAACAGCAGCUGGAUGAGAAACUGAAGAAGAAAGACUUUGAAAUCAGCCAGAUCCAGAGCAAAAUUGAGGAUGAGCAAGCCCUGGGCACCCAGUUACAGAAGAAGAUCAAGGAGCUGCAGGCUCGUAUUGAGGAACUGGAGGAAGAAAUCGAGGCUGAGCGAACAUCUAGGGCAAAAGCAGAGAAGCAGCGGUCUGACCUCUCCAGGGAGCUAGAGGAGAUCAGCGAGCGCCUGGAAGAAGCAGGAGGAGCUACCUCAGCUCAGAUUGAGAUGAACAAGAAGCGUGAGGCAGAAUUUCAGAAGAUGCGCCGUGACCUGGAAGAGGCCACGCUGCAGCACGAAGCCACGGCUGCCGCCCUGCGGAAGAAGCACGCGGACAGCACGGCUGAGCUUGGGGAGCAGAUUGACAACCUGCAACGGGUGAAGCAGAAGCUGGAGAAGGAGAAGAGUGAGCUGAAGAUGGAGAUUGAUGACCUGGCCAGUAACAUGGAGUCUGUCUCCAAAGCCAAGGUACAGAGCUUCUGUCAGGUUACUAGCCUAUGAUAUAUGAUGUGAUAU
Molecule: messenger RNA, 2895 nt
Organism: Calypte anna (Anna's hummingbird)
Lineage: Eukaryota; Metazoa; Chordata; Aves; Apodiformes; Trochilidae
Product: myosin heavy chain, skeletal muscle, adult-like
Exons: 17
Coding region: 16-2880 (954 amino acids)
Cellular component (GO): myosin complex
Molecular function (GO): protein binding; ATP binding; cytoskeletal motor activity
Source: RefSeq, a predicted model, not a curated record